Molecule: messenger RNA, 654 nt
Organism: Boeremia exigua
Lineage: Eukaryota; Fungi; Ascomycota; Dothideomycetes; Pleosporales; Didymellaceae
Exons: 1
Coding region: 1-654 (217 amino acids)
Source: RefSeq, a predicted model, not a curated record
AUGGCUGACCAUCAGAUUGGCCACUUGCUCGACAGGACGUCUUCAGAGGAUAUUCUCGGCCUGGCAAAAUCUACACAAGAAACAACCUCGGAGCUAGCCCACUUGGAAUCACAACUCGCUUCUUUACAAAAUACCCUGGAGCAACGGGACCAAUGGCACCCUUUAGCUCAGCCAAGCGCCAUCCCUUGCUCGACAGAUUUCCUCGACUUGUCUGACCUAAGCACGGCCGUGGGGUUACUCGCGGACAUCGUCAAGUAUUCUGAUCCGGGCACCCGACUAACACCGCAGGAGACUUUUGCCAAAAGAGAGUGGACCUGGGAUCCGCUGUGGCGCGAGUUCUUCUCUUCUUCCCUGCCUACAGACGGCGAGCCUGCAACUGCACUGUACCUUUCCCGCUGGUACUUCGAUGCGCGCCGCGAAAUAUGGCAACAUGCUAAUAUGGCCGAGUCUGAAAUAAUGCCCGACGAUGCGCAGCUGCGGCUCGGCAGCUGGGAGGAUUGGCAGUGGGAUACGCGAUGUGGUGAGUGGGGUUUAGACGUUAGCUACGAACUAGAAGAUCUAGAGCUGGUGGCCGGUGCAAAGUUGUGGGUUUUCGCGAGUAAGUGGCAGGAGAGGGAGGGUGUGUGGGUGUAUGUUGGAGCCCGGGGCGAGUGA